Messenger RNA from Olea europaea var. sylvestris, 1338 nucleotides. Its product is annotated as polyvinylalcohol dehydrogenase-like. The record is from RefSeq and is a predicted model, not a curated record. NCBI's taxonomy places the organism in Eukaryota, Viridiplantae, Streptophyta, Magnoliopsida, Lamiales, Oleaceae. The transcript is spliced from 2 exons. Bases 559 to 1197 code for a protein of 212 amino acids.
CAUGACCAUCGCUGCUACCACUAGUCCAGAUGUAAGUCUCUCUCUCUCUCUCUCUCUCUCUCUCUCUGUUUGCACACUGACUUGUGGUACAUUUAUGGCGAUUGAGUCCAGUUGCAUAAAAGGAGAGAUCAUUUGAAUGUAUACAACCGUAGAUACGAAGGAGACGAGACGACGAUUAGCCCUUCGACUCUUUCUAAUCUACGUCUCAAAUUGGAAUCAUAUGCUGGUAUAGAUAGGGCAACAACCGUAAUACCGGCAAUAUUCAAUGGAACACUUUAUUAUCCAAGCUGGGAUGGAUAUCUCUAUGCAGUAAAAGUUUAUGAUGGUUCUGUUAUUUGGAAAAAGAAUCUGGAAGAACUUCUCUGCGGCCUUAAAUCCGAUACAUUGAGGCACGUUCUUAAUGCGAACAGGACAAUAUCUUUAGCAACUCCAACAGUUGUGGGUGAUAUCCUAAUUGUUGGAACAUAUGGACCGGCUUUUGUUUUUGCCGUCGAUCGAGGAACGGGCGAUCUCAUCUGGUCUACACAGGUUGACAGCCAUCCUGCCAGUGUUAUUUCGAUGUCUGGGACAUAUUACAAUGAAGCAUUUUAUGUUGGAACAUCUUCGAUCGAAGAAGGCUUAAAUGUCAAGAAUUGCUGCACAUUUCAGGGUAGCUUUGCCAAAUUAGAUGCUUGUACAGGUAAGAUUUUGUGGAAGACCAUGAUGUUGCCCGAUAACCACGACAAGACCGGAGAAUAUGCAGGAGCCGCCUUGUGGGGGAGCAGCCCUCCAAUUGAUCCUCGAAGAAAUCUUGUUUACAUUGCCACUGGAAAUCUAUACUCAGCACCUCAACACAUUUUAGAAUGCCAAGAAAGACAGAACAAUGAGACUUCACCUUGGAAAUGUCCAUGUGAAUGCGUUAAGCCUGAUGAUUACUCAGACUCGCUAUUAGCCCUUGAUAUGGACACUGGAAAGAUCAAGUGGUGGAGACAUGAGAUUGGCGGUUAUGAGGAGUAUGUCCUUGCAUGGAUAAAUUCUUUAAACCCCAAAUGCCCAGCUAACGAUUUUGGUGGGGAGCCAAUGAUGCAAGGUAUACAUGUUAAUGGAACCAUACAAGAUACUGUUUUGGCAAGACAAAAAAAUGGGCUUACUUGGAUUCUGGAUCGCAACAAUGGGGAGAUGGUCCGGUAUAUAGUCAAUCAGUCCCCUGCCUUUUAAGCACGACCAAACAUGCUGAAAAUUUUCUAUGUAUCUUAGCUUUCACAUUUCAGAUAUAUAAAAUCCCACAUUGAGUAAAGAACAAAAUUGACUUGUUUAUAUACUACUCUUGAUGUACAACCCUUUAUUACUGUAAAGAGU